GGGGGGAGGAAAAACACUAAAGGGGUAGCUAUGGAGAUGGAGCGUUUUCCUGGCUGCUUUCUUUGACAGGUGUUGAGUGGGGCAAAAGUCUUUAAACAGAAUCCAGCAUGUACGCCAAAGGUAAAGGAGCUGUCGUCCCUUCCGAUAGCCAAGCGAGAGAAAAGUUAGCUUUAUAUGUGUAUGAGUAUUUGCUGCAUGUCGGCGCACAGAAAUCAGCACAGACCUUCCUGUCAGAGAUCCGAUGGGAGAAGAACAUCACACUUGGGGAACCUCCAGGAUUUUUACACUCAUGGUGGUGUGUAUUCUGGGAUCUGUACUGCGCCGCCCCGGACCGGAGGGAGACAUGUGAACAUUCCAGCGAGGCCAAGGCUUUCCAUGACUAUAGUGCGGCCGCUGCUCCCAGUCCAGUGAUGGGCAACAUGCCACCUAACGAUGGCAUGCCGGGAGGACCCAUGCCCCCAGGCUUCUUUCAAGGUCCUCCAGGAUCUCAGCCUUCCCCUCACACACAGCCUCCCCCACACAACCCCAGUAAUCCCAUGAUGGGACCUCACGGACAGCCAUUCAUGUCUCCACGGUACCCAGGUGGCCCAAGGCCCUCCCUCCGUAUGCCAAAUCAGCCUCCUGGGAGCAUCCCCGGGUCACAGCCUCUCUUGCCAAACAGCCUGGACCCCACCAGACCUCAAGGACAUCCAAACAUGGGAGGUCCAAUGAGAAUGAAUCCCCCUCGGGGCAUGGGAGGCAUGGGCCCACAGAACUACGGCGGAGGAAUGAGGCCUCCUCCAAACUCCAUGGGUCCAGGGAUGCCGGGCAUGAACAUGGGUCCUGGUGGAAGAGGUCCAUGGCCGAACCCCAACACCAACUCAAUAGCUUAUUCAUCUUCAUCUCCAGGCAACUAUGUGGGCCCUCCAGGGGGAGGCGGCCCACCAGGAACUCCCAUCAUGCCUAGCCCCGGAGAUUCAACAAACUCAAGUGAAAACAUCUACACAAUGAUGAACCCCAUCGGCCCUGGUGGAAAUAGACCUAAUUUCCCAAUGGGACCGGGUCCUGAUGGGCCCAUGGGUGGAAUGGGUUCUAUGGAGCAGCAUCAUAUGAACGGAUCACUAGGCUCUGGUGACAUGGAUGGGUUGCCAAAGAAUUCUCCCAACAACAUGGCAGGCAUGAACAAUCCUCCCGGCACUCCGCGGGACGACGGCGAGAUGGCAGGCAACUUUUUAAACCCAUUCCAAAGUGAAAGUUAUUCACCCAACAUGACGAUGAGUGUGUGAUUUUUUUAUUUUAUUUUAUCUUUUAUUUUAUUUUAUUUCUUUUUCAUCUUCCCUUAAUCCCAAUCUCCCUCUCCCAUCCACCCUGAUGCGUCUUGCAUUACCCUCCUCCCUUCCUACCUCCUCCUCUUUGUGGACGGUGUGCUGUGCCACACAGCCCCUGGGGAUGCCCCUGGAAAGCAGAACUACCCUCAAGGCCCCCCAUCCCAACGCCUGUAAAAUGGGUGUAAGAACAUGAAAAGGCCUCCAAGCAACAGGAAGGGUCUCUUCUUGCUUCUCCUCGCCUGCCGGGCCUCGACACGGGCCCUAGGACAGUAAGAGCCUGAAACUGCUCCAAGCCUGUCUCUCCCAAACCCAAAAUCUGCCCUCAUUGGGUGGCAUUCAAGCCCAAUCAAGAUGCCCCUCUGCAUCUACCACCACUCCAUUAUAUCAUGCUGAUCAUAACUUAUGAGGGCACGCAGUUGUUGACUGACAGGGGCCGAAAACUCUCAUUCAAAAACUCUGCUCCUGUGGCGGGAAUGAUUUAAAAAAAAAAAGAAAGAAAAAAAAAAGAGAAAAAAGAUGAACUGAUAAUGUUAAUUUAGGGCAAGGAUGGUUUUCAUUUAAUGUUGUAUGUAUGUAUUUUGUAUAUUGUUGGUAAUAUUAUUGUUAUAAUUUUCAUAAUUGAUACUAUUCUACUAAUGUAGUUAUGAUUUCCUGUAAAGGGCACAUUUUAUCUUAGCAGCAGCAUCAACAAUGACAGAAUAAGCACACACUUGGAAAAAAUGCACAAUGAUUUUCUGUUUACAUGAUUUUAGGUUAUUUGAUGUUUGUUUUGUUUUUGUCACAGUCGGUCUCAAUUCACAUACCUCUCCUCAAAACUUCUUCUAAACUUGUAGCUUGAGUCUUUGCCAUCUAAAUGUUUGUAGCACCAUUAGCAUAAACCUUCAAAGUAAGAGUGAUCGGGGUUAUUGACUGUCUUCACCUAAUGAAUUAGUUUGUGCUGAGGUGUUAGUAUCUUGGCUAAAACUAUCCAUACAGUUAAAACAGAGGCUUUCUCAGAGCUUUGUUGUUUUCUGGUACAAAGUGUCUGCUGAUGCACCUGAAUGAUCGUAUGUUUAGCUAUCUUGUCUUAAUAAGCACCCCUUUUCACAAUUUUCUAUGUUUUUACUGCGCGGGAACGGCUCUGAUGAAAUCCUGAGAUGAUUGUCAGGACAGGUGCCAGUUCUCAUUCAGUAAUAGACAGAGCGAGAGACCAUCUCUUCUAUGGAUUUGGUCUUGUCUGUAAAUACAACAUAUUUAGCUUGUAUUGUGGUUGUUUUAUUGUUUGUUAUUUACAAGUUGUCUGUGAAUCCUAAAACAUGGUUCCUUCCCCUUCAUUGCUUUGUUUGAUUUCAACCUCACCGUGGACUCCAAGUGGCACUGUUUUCCUCCCAAGAUUCAUUCUGGUCUCUCGCUGAUGUCUCCUUUUGGACUGGGAGAUAUUGUGGGACCUCAGAUACACUUAUGAAGCCUGCUUUCUUGCUUUGAGUUUGGGUUGAACUCACAGAUCCUGUAUGAUCUACAAGACGGGCUAAAUAACUGUCUCCUUGGAGCUCCCAUCGACCGGUUCCCUCAGCAAGUCCCGUAUAUACGGGAUAAUGGAUCCAGAGUAUUGGGAGGCUGUAGCAGCGCGGAUGAUGGGAGCAGAUGCACCUUGGGGUUAACAGACCAUGCAGCCACAUCGGUCUAUAGAAGAGGAACAACAAUGGGAUACUUUUGUAAUGGAUAUAUUUCCAUUUUUGUGGAUUGUUUUCAGCAGAUUGUUUUUAUUUUAAAUGUUUUCAACAGAAAAAAAUUAAAGCCCAUAGAAUCUGCACACAAAGAAAAGCAUGGUUACAUAUCACACUAUUUAAUUUGUUUCUUUCUGUAUGUUAUGUACUCUUGGCCUGAUCAACUCUCUGUCACUGUUUCAAAGGGAUAAUGAUCUCUCAUGGCAUCACACUGCAGCACUUGUGUCAUGGCUGUGUUCAAACCAACAAUAAUUAAACAACCAUUGUAGCCUCUAUGGGUGACGGUGACGUACUUAUCAAUUUUCUGAUAUCAAUGUGAACAGAUUGUACCCAGAGUUCAACAGGGACAUCUCCAGGAUUUGGCUAUCGGUAGCCUGGGAAACUCUCUCUCCAGUGUUCUUUCAAUGUGCUGACACACACCUCCCUUCUUUCCUCCAACUCCACCCCACCCCCCACCCCCACCCCUCUCUCUUUAAUUUCCUUUUUUGUAAAUACUGUAUAAUGCAUUUUGAUAUCAUUGACAUGUUUUGAUAUGUCAGUCACUACCAAUGAAUACAGCUGAAAGUAAAUUAUAAAUAAAACUGUCCAUGUUUUUCAUAGAGAACGGAUGUGCUGACUAUUUGGCUCAUGUGGCUAAAUUUACAUAAAAAAUGUAUAGAAUACAGUAACACAAUAAAUGCAGACUGUAUGCUAAAGACUUGUAUGCUGGGGAGGAUAGGACAGAGAGAGGACAGGACAGAGAGAAGCAAACAAGCUGUGGCGUCCUCACUCUGCCCUUGUCUCCUUAUGUUUCAGUUAAAUGUUACUAUUGGCUUUGGAUAAUCAUUUGAAUACUUUUUCCAAAGCUUCUCACAAAAAAAACAUGUGACCUCUCAUUGCAGUUUUUAAUAUGAAGGAUUUUUAUCAAUUUAAGAAAACUUUUAAAAAGGUAAAAAUACUUAAGAGAACCUAAUUUUAAAUUAAGAAGAGAUCAAAAAGUAACAGUGUCCUUUGCUAUUCGCUCCUGUUAUAGCGUUGUAUAGAUUGAAACUCUCUCACUGAUCCUCUCUCAGUCCUCUGUGUAUAUCGAUCGUUGGCCAUCUCUGUACUUCUAUUGUGAUGUAUAAUACUGUACCAUUAGGAAGAUUUGCUGGUCGGGUGGGGUGGUUAUGUGGAGUCGGGGAGGGGUGGGGAUUCAAGGGAAGGGGAUAUGAAUGAUUCUCCUGUACCGUUCAUGGUCCUUUCUGAUGACACGGCAGUAUUCAAUAUGAAGCAGUCUGUCUCUUGGGUUUGCUUUGUAUUUACAUGGUAGGAUAGUUCAGAAUCUUGUCUUAGGGACUUAGGUGUCUUGUGUAGGUAAUAAAGAUGUUCUUUGUAUGUUUCUUUAUAUUGUAAAGUUUCUUUAGACUGAAAGAAAAACAGAUAAUUUGCUUAUCAAAAAAGAAACAAUGCAUCAAUAAUAAAUGUCAUUUGAUUUUU
This is a messenger RNA of Siniperca chuatsi (mandarin fish), 4471 nucleotides long. It is a transcript of the gene ssbp4, whose product is annotated as single stranded DNA binding protein 4. Gene Ontology annotation, cellular component: nucleus. Gene Ontology annotation, molecular function: single-stranded DNA binding; protein binding. Lineage: Eukaryota; Metazoa; Chordata; Actinopteri; Centrarchiformes; Sinipercidae. Gene Ontology annotation, biological process: positive regulation of transcription by RNA polymerase II. The record is from RefSeq and is a predicted model, not a curated record. Bases 108 to 1265 code for a protein of 385 amino acids. The transcript is spliced from 17 exons.